Messenger RNA from Fusarium mangiferae, 2952 nucleotides. RefSeq names its product putative ribosomal elongation factor EF-2. Bases 1 to 2952 code for a protein of 983 amino acids. Gene Ontology annotation, cellular component: U2-type catalytic step 2 spliceosome; cytosol; U4/U6 x U5 tri-snRNP complex. Gene Ontology annotation, molecular function: U5 snRNA binding; GTPase activity; translation elongation factor activity. The transcript has 5 exons. NCBI's taxonomy places the organism in Eukaryota, Fungi, Ascomycota, Sordariomycetes, Hypocreales, Nectriaceae. The record is from RefSeq and is a predicted model, not a curated record. Gene Ontology annotation, biological process: mRNA splicing, via spliceosome.
AUGGAUGAUCUUUACGACGAGUUCGGUAACUUCAUUGGAGAGGAGGCCGAGUCAGAGGAGGGCUCAGAGGUUGGCGUUGGUGCGGAUGACUAUACCUACGAUGACGAGCCAGAUGAGGCUCCUGGUGUGACAGGCCAGGAGCUCAUGGAGAUUGACGAUGGCCCAUCAAAUGCGAUUAUUCUCCACGAAGAUAAGCAGUACUAUCCAACUGCUGAACAGGUAUACGGCGCCGAUGUCGAGACCCGUGUCGAAGAAGAGGAUGCCCAGCCUCUAUCCCAACCCAUCAUCGCCCCCAUCGAGCAGAAGAAGUUCAACAUUGAGGAAGCCGACCUUCCACCCGUGUUCUUCGACCGCGAGUUCAUGACAGACUUGAUGAACUUCCCAGAACAAACGCGAAACGUAGCAUUAGCUGGACAUUUGCACCAUGGAAAGACAGCGUUCAUGGACAUGUUGGUACUCGAGACACACGACAUCACAGAUCGGCUUGAACGAAGAGUGGGCAAAAACCGGGAUGAGCAAUUGAGAUAUACGGACGUACAUAUCUUGGAGAGGGAAAGGGGGUUGUCCAUCAAGGCUGCGCCAAUGAGUUUGGUACUACCCAGUACCAAGGGCAAGUCGCACCUUGUCAACCUGAUCGAUACUCCCGGUCAUGUCAACUUUGUCGAUGAGGUGGCUGCCUCGUUCCGUUUGGUUGACGGUGUCUGUCUGGUGGUGGAUGUGGUCGAGGGAGUUCAGAUCAACACGGAGCAGAUCAUCAAGCACGCCGUUCUGGAAGACAUCCCCCUGACGCUCAUCAUCAACAAAAUGGAUCGCCUCAUCCUCGAGCUGAAGCUGCCACCCAAGGACGCAUACUUCAAGCUCAAGCACGUUGUUGAGGAGGUCAACACUAUUAUCACAAACACAUCUCCUACCAAGGCCGCUUCCAAGAGGAUAAGUCCUGAAAAGGGCAAUGUCCUAUUUGCCUGCACAGAUAUGGGUUGGUGUUUCACGUUACCGAGCUUCGCCAAGAUGUACACAGAGACCUUUGGAGAUAUCAACGUGGACGAGUUUGCGAAGCGGUUAUGGGGCGACAUCUACUACAACCCCAAGAAGCGAAACUUCUCCCGAAAACCCCUGGACGAGCGCUCAGCCCGAUCGUUCGUUCACUUCAUCCUCGAGCCCAUCUACAAACUCUUUACACACUCCAUCAGCGAUAGUCCAGAAGAACUGCGGCCAGUGUUGGCCUCGUUGGGCAUUGAGCUCAAGCCCUCACAAUACAAGGCUGACGCGAAGGUGCUUCUGAAGCUCGUAUGCGAGCAGUUCUUUGGUCCAUCAACAGGCUUUGUGGAUAUGAUCGUUAAGCACAUACCAACUCCCAUCGAGACUGCUGAACGAUUACUUGAGCGAUAUUAUACCGGCCCACUGGACUCGAAGGUCGCUGCCUCCAUGAAGGCUUGUGACCAAGACGGCCCCUUAGUUGUUCAUAUCACCAAGCUCUUCAAUACAGCGGAUGCAAAGAGCUUUCACUCGUUCGGUCGUGUACUGAGCGGCACAGUUCGACCAGGUAUGCAGGUACGCGUUCUUGGUGAAGGCUACUCCCUAGACGACGAGGAAGACAUGGCUAUGGCCAAUAUUUCAGAAGUAUUCAUCGGCGAGACAAGAUACAACAUCCCUACCGAUGGCGUGCCAGCCGGUAACCUUGUACUACUUAGCGGCGUCGACAACUCCAUUGUCAAGUCUGCUACCAUUGUCCCUCCCAAACUCGAAGAUGACGAAGAUGCCUAUAUCUUCCGGCCUAUCACACAUUUCACAGAGUCUGUCCUUAAGGUUGCCGCCGAGCCUAUCAACCCCUCCGAACUCCCCAAGAUGCUUGACGGACUAAGGAGGAUUCAAAAAUCGUACCCCCUCAUCAAGACUAAGGUCGAGGAAUCAGGGGAGCAUGUUGUCCUCGGAACUGGAGAGUUGUACAUGGAUUGUGUGCUGCAUGACCUUCGUCGUCUGUAUGCUGACAUGGACAUCAAGGUUUCUGACCCGGUUACGCGGUUUUGUGAGACUGUUGUCGAGACAUCAGCGACAAAAUGCUAUGCUAUCACCCCAAACAAAAAGAACAAGAUCACCAUGGUUGCCGAGCAGUUGGAGAGGGGGAUCUCCAGCGAUAUUGAGAGUGGUGCUGUACGCAUCCGCGAUCCCAUUCGCAAAACUGCCAAGUUCUUCGAAGAGAAGCAUGGCUGGGAUAAGCUGGCUGCUCGCAGUAUUUGGGCCUUCGGCCCUGAGGAGACAGGACCCAACAUCCUCCAGGACGAUACUCUUCCCACUGAAGUGGACAAGAAAACACUCAACGCUGUCAAAGAGUCUAUCCGACAAGGGUUCAGUUGGGCUACCCGCGAGGGGCCCCUGUGCGAAGAACCGAUACGAAACACAAAGUUCAAGGUCACAGAUGUGCUACUAGCCAACGAGGCCAUCUUCCGUGGAGGUGGCCAAAUCAUUCCCACCUCUCGACGAGCGUGUUAUUCCUCCUUCCUCAUGGCAUCGCCCCGCCUCAUGGAGCCUGUCUACUCAGUCUCUGUAACGGGCCCAGAGGACUCCUACAUGGAGGUCUACAAUGUGCUCUCGCGGCAUCGCGGACACGUUUUGUCAGAUGGUCCCGUUGCUGGUACGCCGCUGUAUCGCGUCAACGGUCUACUGCCUGUCAUUGACAGUUUCGGCUUCGAAACCGACCUGCGGAUCAAGACGCAGGGCAGUUCGAUGGUCAGUCUUGUGUUUGACAGCUGGAGCAUCGUGCCUGGUGAUCCUCUCGAUCGCGAGCAGAUCAUUCGUCCGCUCCAGCCUGCUUCUGCACAGGCAACUGCCCGCGACUUUGUUCUCAAGACACGAAGACGCAAGGGUCUAAGCGAAGACGUUAGCGUCAAGACGUUCCUUGAGCCUGAGUUCUAUCAGAGCCUGAUGGAAAGUGGGAUGCUUGGAGAGAUCUAA